Molecule: messenger RNA, 3166 nt
Organism: Hydractinia symbiolongicarpus
Lineage: Eukaryota; Metazoa; Cnidaria; Hydrozoa; Anthoathecata; Hydractiniidae
Product: alpha-1,6-mannosylglycoprotein 6-beta-N-acetylglucosaminyltransferase A-like
Exons: 18
Coding region: 702-2999 (765 amino acids)
Biological process (GO): protein N-linked glycosylation
Cellular component (GO): Golgi apparatus
Molecular function (GO): alpha-1,6-mannosylglycoprotein 6-beta-N-acetylglucosaminyltransferase activity
Source: RefSeq, a predicted model, not a curated record
AUUUAUUUAUGCAGAAUUAACGCGCAUGCGCGUAAAAUAAAAAUCAUACAAAAAUGUUUGUUUACAUAAAAAUGACCUGUGGAAAACCAUGCUGAACGUUAGGAGUGGCUACUUUCCGAAUUCGGUUCCGGCGUUUUUGUAGGGAACCCUUAGUUACAAGAUUGUCCAAGUUUUUUACAGUACUUCAUAUGUAAGCUCUACCCACAGAAGUCUUUAUCUCUUUGGCGUCCCUUAUAGAUUUUUGGACAUUAAAAAAGGCCUGGAAUCGAAAGUGGGACAGUAGUUUGUUAUAAGUUAAUUUUUUUACAACGCCAAUUGAGUUAAAACUGUGAAACCCUAAAACUCAAAUUGUGAAAGGCUUUUUCCCUAAAUGCAAAUGUUAUACUUUUUUUUACUUAUUCGAUUAAACGGAAGCAAACUUCGCGGCUCACUUUUCUAGAAGUUGUAUAAGAAAUAUUUUUGUGCAGAUAUUACAGAAAUUUAGUAUGAACUUUGAAGCUGGGGAACUGAUAUAGAGGAUCAUAUAAAAAAUGAAAUAUGCUGGAAAUGAGAAUGAAUCGAUAUGCCUUUUUUGAAUGUAGUUAGAAAGAAGUUUCUCUGGUAUGCUAACUUAGUUUUUGUGCACAAAAACGCAUUUGUCAGCAUUUUUAGUUAACUUGUUUACAAGGAACAUAAGGCUUCAUACGUUCAUUCAGAAGAUAAUGAACUUUGAUUUGGCUGGUUUUAUAACGAAGAGCAAAAUUUGUAUUAUUUAUAGCAGGGCUAUUUAUAAUAUGUCCCUUGCAAAUAUUCAUUUUAGAGAAACAAUAAACAAGAUGAAUUUUUCUAUUGCUCACAUCUUUCGCCGACGCAUAUUCCUUUUCAUUUUCUUAACAUUGUUAGCCUUGAUGACCCUUGUUCGGAUUGAAGUUGGUUUCUUGAAACCUCCGAACUGGACCGAUUUGUCACAGCUUAAACUGAGUUCAAAAAUUGCACAGUUAUCAGAAUUUCUUCAAAAGUUUGAGGUUAAUGAGAACGCAUCAUCGUCAUCAUUCGCACCAGCAACAAGAUUAAAAAGAGAAAAACAAACCACAACACAAUCAACAACAACAAAAUCAACUACAACAAAAUCAACUACAACAAAAUCAACUCCAACAAAAUCAACUACAUCAAAAUCAACAACAACAAAGUCAACCAAAUCCCCAGUUGUUAAGAAGAGUAUAUUUAAAAGCAAGAAGAAAAAGAAAUGUUUUAUCAGAGAACAUCAUCUCUUUCCAUCUUGUCUGGAAAAAUUUAAUGAACUCAAGAAUGAUUGGGAUAAUAAGUGCUACCGUAAACAUGGUGUGGAUGGAAGCAAUUGUACAAUACUAGAGUAUUUGACAACGAUAGAGCCAUAUUGUAUGGGUGAAGAGUUGAAAGAUGAACAUUCCACAAGAGCAUAUGCUACACCAAGAUUUGACCUGGAAGGGGUGCUUAAGCUACUUCCAGAGGUCCCAUUCUCCUGGUUGAGACAACGUGCAAAAUUGCUAUGGCCAGAUUGGGUGGAGGCAGGCAAACAAUUUAUGAAGCAUAAAACAAGAUGGAGGAAAAAAAAGGUUGUAGUGUACAUGUUUGCUGUUGCGAAUUCCGGAUUUCUUAAAAACGCAGGCCGUGGUGGACCACUUGGUGAAUUGGUGCAAUGGACUGAUCUCAUAUGUGGAUUAUAUAUUUUGGGAUAUGAUCUUCAAGUGGCAGCUAAACCUGACUAUUUAACAGCUUUGGACAGAGAUGAUAAGAAUAAUUGUGCAACUUAUAAUUUAACUGAUACCGUUGAUAUCAUAUACUUGGAUAUAAACAGCAUUCAAAUGCUUGCAUUUUCACAUGGUAAAGCAUCCACAGCUAAAUACAGAUGCAUGUUCCGUAUACUGGACUCAUUUGGAACUUAUCCAGAAUUCAACGUCAAAAAUUUUCCUCAUCCUAUCGAAGCUGGUCCUUCAGGAUGGGGGAAAUUAGAUAUGAUUACUACCCAGUUCUUAACUUUGUAUCCACAUACCCAUGAUAAUAGUUUCCUUGGGUUUGUUGUGGGUAGCAACCAGAGAUCAAAUGUUACUAAGUCAGUCCUCAUCAACAAUACUAAAGAAAUGGCGUUGGUAUAUGCUAAACAUUCAUCUUAUUUUAGGGGCGAGAAAGAACUUGCUUAUUUAAAAGUUAUCAGCGAAUAUUUCAACUUGCAUGCUACAGCAGUUGUGUCAAAGGAUGAAUUACCCUCAUUCAUAACCAAUCAUGGACCAGUUUCUAAUUCAAAAGUGCAAGAAUUACUAAGACAAUCCAAGUUAUUUGUAGGUGUUGGGUUUCCUUUCGAGGGACCUGGUCCCAUGGAAGCUAUGGCUGGCGGUGCUAUUUUUUUGCAGCCCAAAUUUGCAAAACCGCAGAACAAAUUAAAUAAUGCUUUCUUUGGAGGAAAACCAACAUUUCGAGAGUUGACGUCACAAAGUCCAUAUAUGGAAGAAUUCGUUGGCGAACCGUACUGUUACACGAUAGAUAUAAAAAACGUAACUUUACUUAGAUCGACUUUGCAGAAAAUUAAAGAUAUGAAGCCCUUACCACCGAAGAUACCAAAAGAAUUCACAAAUGAAGGAAUGUUAGAGAGGAUACACAUUUUUACUGAACAUAUGGAUUAUUGCAAUCCAUUUGCUCCGAGAUGGCCACCAAUCGAUCAUCUACAAACAUUUAUAGCAAUGCCUGGUCAGUCUUGCAAAGAUUUGUGCAUGUCAAAAGGUCUGGUUUGUGAGCGAUCCUAUUUUCUUGACAUAAAUACACAGUUUAGUAUAGAAAGAUAUGGAAACGUAAAAUGUGAUUCAGUACAAACAGUAAAUUUUCUACAUCCUCCGUCGUACGAAGCUUCGUCGAAAAUUUGCUACUUACAAAAGAAUACGCAACACUAUAGUUGCAUGCAUCAACAACAGAAUCUCACGCGAUUAUGUCCAUGUAGAGAUUAUGAAAUAGAACAAGUGUCAAUAUGCAAUCAUUGCUUACGUUAAGCUGGCAAUGUUACUAGAAGAAUAAGAAUUAGAACACAGCAGGCAUGGAUAAAAGCUAGGAUAAAAAUAGUAAUAAUAAAAAUAGGAUUUUUUAAUUCAAGAUUUACUAUCUUAGUAUAGCGCUUGUUUAUAUUGAUGUGUAAAUAAAAUUUAAUCAUUUGGUUUUA